Molecule: messenger RNA, 3853 nt
Organism: Amaranthus tricolor (Joseph's coat)
Lineage: Eukaryota; Viridiplantae; Streptophyta; Magnoliopsida; Caryophyllales; Amaranthaceae
Product: cysteine-rich receptor-like protein kinase 44
Exons: 6
Coding region: 135-2051 (638 amino acids)
Biological process (GO): protein phosphorylation
Molecular function (GO): ATP binding; protein kinase activity
Source: RefSeq, a predicted model, not a curated record
UUUCAACACUAUGCUCAAUAGCCCACUUUAUUAUUAUUAGUAAUAAAUUACUUUUCAGUCAAAACUUUUUAUCCCUCUUGAAAUAUUCUACUUUGUACACCUCUCUCUCAUUUCAUUUCCCUAAAAGAUUAUUCAUGAAUCUGCAAAACAAUACCUUCUUAAUCCUCACAAUUAGUAUCAUCCAAAUCCUUUCCACCCCAAAAUUAACCUUAGCUCAAUCCCAAUUCCUUGAUCAAUGGUGUGGCAAAACUACAUACACUCCCAACAGUACAUACCAAUCAAACUUAAACACAAUUCUACAUCUCAUCUCAACAAACACUCAAAUCACUAAUGGCUUUUAUAACUUCUCUGUCGGACACCGCCCAGACAGAGUAAGCUCAUUAGCCCUUUGUCGGGGCGAUGUCCCGCCCACAACAUGUCGUAGGUGUCUCCAAGACGCAUCCAGUUGGCUAUUACUCUCAAAUGUUUGUCCUAACCAAAAAGAAGCAUUUGGGUAUAGUGAAUAUUGCUCAAUAUUCAUAACAAAUGAAACUAUUUCUGACCAAGUACAAGACCAAACACCACCAUGGUAUGUUGCUAUCCCGGGUAAUGUUGACAACGACGUAAAUAAUUUUAAUACAACGUUGUACGCUUUAAUGGGUGAGCUUCGAAAUCGAGCAGCUUCGGGUAAUUCUGACCUGAAAUAUGCUGAUGGAAAUAUGAGUUUAAAGGGUGGUCAGAAAAUUUAUGGGCUUGUACAGUGUACACCUGAUUUGGAUAAGAAUAAUUGUAUGGAUUGUAUUGACAAUAAUAUUCUUGUUCAUCUUCCAACAUGUUGUAUUAGCCGUACAAUUAAAGCUUCUGAAGCGAAAUUUGAUCAUCCUAGUUGCUUUGCUCAGUAUGCACUUCAACCGUUCUUUGGGGUCGGGAACGUGCCUAAUGUGACUUUAACGGCACCUCAAUCAUCAGCUCUGAUACCGAAUAACAGUAAUAGUAAUAUCACGGCAGAAGAGGAAAUGAAGGCCCUCCAAUCCUUGCAAUAUAGUCUUGGAAACAUCAAGUAUGCAACUCAAAACUUUUGCGAUGAUAACAAGAUUGGAGAAGGUGGAUUUGGCAUGGUUUACAAGGGUAAGCUUCCUAAUGGACGAGAGAUAGCAGUAAAGAGGCUUGUGCGAAACAAAGGACAAGGAGAUGUAGAAUUCAAAAAUGAAAUUCUUAUAUUAGCAGGGCUUCGGCACAGAAAUUUGGUUAAACUUGAAGGAUUUUGCUUGCAAAGAAAAGAAAUGAUACUCAUCUAUGAGUUGGUGCCCAAUAAAAGCCUUGAUAAUUUUAUUUUUGAUUCUUUGAAGCGUUCAUCUAUGUUGUGGGAAACACGUUACAAAAUUAUUAAUGGCAUAGCAAGAGGGAUUCUAUACCUCCACGAAACUUCGAGGCUAAACAUCAUUCAUCAUGACCUUAAAGCAGCAAAUAUUCUCUUAGAUGAAAAUUUCUGUCCUAAGAUUGCGGAUUUUGGCAUAGCAAGACUCUUUGACAUUGAUCAAACUCAAGCAAUUUUGGCAAGCAAAAUUGUUGGUACCUUAGGAUACAUAGCUCCAGAGUAUGCACUACAACAUCAAGUAUCAGUAAAAUCCGAUGUCUACAGUUUUGGUGUACUCAUCUUGGAGAUAAUAAGCGGGCAAAAGAUAAGUUCAUUUCAAACUGACGAGGAGAACCACGAACCCCUUCUUGAAUUUGCUUGGAGAAAUUGGAUCAAAGGCACACCACAUAACCUAGUAGAUCCAACAUUAGUAUCAACCGGCUCGAGUUUCGAGAUUCAGAGAUGCAUACAUAUUGGUUUAUUGUGUGUUCAAGCCAACCCAAGUGAUAGACCAACAAUGUCUUCAAUUGAUUUAAUGCUAAGUAGCAAUUCCGUUGGACUUGAAGUUCCAUCACAACCUGCAUUUUACACAGAAAGCAAGAGUUUACCUAAUAUGCUUUCUAAUUGGAGUUAUCCAAUUUCUGAUGAGUCAAGUAGUAAAUCAGCAAUUGUUUCAAUUAAUGAUAUUUCGAUUACCGAGUUGCACCCUAGUUAAUUAGCGUAAAUUCUUAAAUGAGACGGUUUUAUUGUGAGAUUAUCUCUAUUUGGCUGGUCUAUGUAAAUUUAGUGUGUUAAAGUGAUCAUUUACAAUGCUAAAAGUGAUCGAUUAGAAUAAUGGACUAAAUAUAUAAACUCGUCUCAUGAUAAGACGAUCUCAUAUAAAACAAGCUGAGAUAUUAGGUAAUUGUAUUGGAAGUUUUUACUUUUGGAAAUGUAGAAUUUAAGUGAAGUGAAUUUUGCUUAAUGUUCUUUUUACAAUAUCAUUGGUUUUAAUGAUGAGGAUUCUCGAAUUUGAUUGUCAUAAAUAGACAAAGGUAUAUUUUAUGUCAAUAAAAGUAGAUGUAACUGAACUCUACCAUUUUAUUCCGAGAUAUUUUUGUGUGAGAUUGUUUCUUAAUGAGACAACCUUAAACAAAAAGCUCAUAUUUUCGUAAUACGUAAUAUUAGAUAGACUAUUUAACCUAUAUAUAUGAGGUGUGUCGCAUGGUGAUACCGUCUCAUACAACAAUUUGUGUGAAUAUUAACAUGGGAAAAGAUUUUAUAGAGUUAAAAACAAUCUUGUUAGGGGGAUACUAGUGUACAACCUCGAUAUUUUACUAUAGCCGGCAUUGUUAAGAAACCAACUGAUGUGUGUAUUUUAUAUAUUAUUUUCUACCAUGCCCCCAUUGUAUUUUCAUAGCAUUUCUCGCGUAUUUUGCUCAAUUUUCUAUUGGUUUUUAUGCUUGGUUGGAGUGUUUGUUUCUUAUCUAUUUUGUAGGUACAAAGCUCUAAUUAUGCCAGGAAUCGACUCUUGGAGCGAGAUUUGCAAGUUGGAAGGUCAUAAGCUACUCAAAGGUCAUUUUUGUGCUGACCAGGUCUCAUACCCGGGUGGGUUUCCUCAUACCCGGCCGAGUGAGCCUCUCAUACCCGAGUGGGUUUCAACAUAACCGACCGGGUUUGCACUUGAUACUUAGAAUUAUUUGAAGAUGCUAUUUGGAAGAAAAAAGUUGCCACACGCACCCGGCCGGGUUUCCACAUACCCGGCCGGGUGAGACUCUCAUACCCGACCGGGUUUUCACAUACCCGGCCGGGUUUUCACAUACCCGGCCGGGUUUUCACAUACCCGGCCGGGUUUUCACAUACCCGGCCGGGUGAGCCUCUCAUACCCGGGUGGGUUUCCACAUACCCGGCCAGGCUUCCAUUGAAGAUUAAAAUGCUCUGCUGCGUACCCGGCCGGGUUUACUCAUGAACUUAGAAACUUUUUGAUCUUUGAGAUUUAGUUAUGCCUCGCGCCCGCCCGGGUUUCCACAUACCCGGCCGGGUCCUGCAGUUAUUUUUUUAGUAACUGCCCGUAUCCUCCGAUCUCUUUGGAGGAGGAUAUAAAUAGCUUUUGAGGGGAAUUUCCAGGAGAGUUUUUUUUCUCUGUUUUUGAGGGUUUGGUGUCAAGGAUUUCUCAUAUUACUUGUCAUGGGGGAUUGUUAAUCAACACUUGAACAUUGUAAUUCUAAUUAUAUUGAAGGUAUUAGUUUCAAUUCCAAUCUCUUGUUCUUGUUUAUCAUUAUUAUUUUUGAAUGUUUGCUUCUCCAUUAAAUUUGAAUUUGAUUUCCUCCAUGAAUUUAAUUGUUGAAUCUCUAGUUAGUUUUAAUAUGCUUAGUGAGUAGUUUUAUUUCUAGGGUUUGGUGAAACUAUGCAAAAGGUCAUGAGUCUUGUUUGAUUUUAGGAUUUAAAUUUGGUUUGUCUAGGCGAUUCAAUUGAUGGGUUUUAGAUUGAUUGCAUGUUUGGCCAAUUUGCAAGUUUUAUUCGCUCAACUCUAUAAGC